AUUCGUUCAUUUCUCAUGGCUUAAGGCUUAAAUCAUUUGUAGGCCGGGACUAAAAGGAACGUAAUCUACGUUGUAUGCUCUAUGCUCGAAUUUCAAUCCGUCAAAUUCGUAACGAACUUCAGAAACAGCGGAGUUUUAUGUGUAACGAACCACGAAGUGCGAAAGGUUUCAGUUAUAAUGUCAAAGACACAUAGUCCAACACACUUUAAUGGAGAAAUAGAUAACUUUUAUGAUCCAACCUUUCCUGCGGAUAUCAACACACGAAUGCAAGUUCCCAAGAGCAUUCGUGUAAACGGUGAUUACACAAACGAGGAUAUCGCCGUCACAAGUAGAGCCACGUGGAGUCAAAUACCUACUAUGGAAAAACUUGAAAUGCAUGUGCCAGAUAGGAUUCUUGUCGUUGGACAAGAACAACAUGUUGGUACUAAAGCACCACCACCUGAAAUUGUUUUAGAAAACGCUGUGAUGCGCACUGAACCUGCAAUAGUCAGAGUGCAGACACCUCCAAGAAUUUUGACUUUGGACAAUCACUACUUCCCAGCGGUGGAUGAAGAAGAUCCUCCAGCAGAUCACGAUGAGAUUGUUAAGGCAGUGGAUGUAACACCUAGAACAUAUAAUGUGGAAACGCAGAUAACAAGACACAGAGAACAAACGCCCUCGUUUAAUGCUCUCGACGUAUCUCUGCCACCCAGUGAAGAAGUUCAGCAUCUACGUCGCCAAGUAGGUAAAUUAAACCGCCGAGUGAUGGCACUUGAAUUAGACAUGUUACAUCGCCAACAGAGAGACAAAUUUCUGUAUAUCGCGACUAUAGCAUAUUUCAUUUUAAAAGCGUUCUCCUGGAUAACUAGAAAUUGAGCAGAUCGAUCAGAUAAAUAGAAAA
This is a messenger RNA of Pogonomyrmex barbatus (red harvester ant), 880 nucleotides long. RefSeq names its product transport and golgi organization 11 (gene Tango11). The record is from RefSeq and is a predicted model, not a curated record. NCBI's taxonomy places the organism in Eukaryota, Metazoa, Arthropoda, Insecta, Hymenoptera, Formicidae.